Messenger RNA from Rotaria socialis, 1110 nucleotides. The record is from the annotation of a GenBank genome assembly. Lineage: Eukaryota; Metazoa; Rotifera; Eurotatoria; Philodinida; Philodinidae.
AUGUAUAUUCUUUUGAUUCUACUUAUUAGUUUUCCAUUGAAUCAUGGUGAAUGCAAUUACACAACAGAAUGGUUUAACGAAAAUCAUCCGUGGGAAACUCAUUCGAAUGGACAUGAUAUCGAACGUUAUUCCAUUAUUCGAGCAAAAUAUCCAUUGACAUUUGAUAUUACCCAAUGGACAGGUUCCUUUGAAAUACGCAAGGCUGAUGAUCAUCGGAGAGUGGAUCCAGAAAUAUUAAUUGAAAAUUAUACAAAAAUCCAUGAUGGCUUCAUUUGUCAUGCAAUCAAUGGAAAACUAUGUGCUGAUUUUGAAAUUCGCUUUUGUUUAGAAUAUAAGCCAUGCAGUGUAUCAACAUAUCCUCUUGAUGAAAGUCCACUUGCCAGUGGUACAGAAGUUCGUCCACAUUCAUUACCCUGGCAUGUUUCAAUACAAUAUAAAGAACAACAUUUAUGUUCUGGGACUUUAAUCGAUGAUCAACAUGUCCUAACAGCAGCAAGUUGUUUUCAAAGUAAUCUUAUACAUAUACCAUAUUCGGUUGCUCUUGAUGCACAUUAUCUAUCGAAUUCUACUUAUCGUAUUCCAAUUGAUCGUUUUAUAUUUCAUUCUGAUUUUAACCAAGCAACAUUAAUCAAUGAUAUUGCCGUAAUAAAACUCAGUCAGCACAUUCAAUCCUUUUCUGAUCGUAUUCGGCCAGCCUGCUUGGCACGAUCGAUUCGACAACCGGACGUAUCUAGUCUGCUAAUUGUAGCUGGUUGGCGUACGGUAAAAAAUAAUACUUGGUCUGUUUCGAAUACUAAUGAACUCCGACAAGCAAGAUUAACAGCUAUGGAUGAAUGUUCCGAAGUGUAUCCUAAAAGAUAUGAUUUUGAAAAGCAAAUAUGCGCUGGUACACAAGGUUCAAAACGUGAUUUAUGCCUAGGCGACAUGGGUAGCGGACUUUUCGAAAAGCGAAAACAUGAUGUUGAUCGAUGGAUUUUAACAGGCAUUGUUAGCUAUGGAUGUGAGUUUGCAUCAAAUGGUUAUCCAGGUGUUUAUGUACGUAUUAGCCAUUAUUAUGAUUGGAUUCAACAUACGAUUAAAAAAUUGAAUGAAAGAAAAAAAACAAAAUAA